This is a messenger RNA of Candoia aspera, 1430 nucleotides long. Its product is annotated as microtubule-actin cross-linking factor 1, isoforms 6/7-like. The coding region runs from base 57 to 1430 and encodes 457 amino acids. The transcript has a single exon. NCBI's taxonomy places the organism in Eukaryota, Metazoa, Chordata, Lepidosauria, Squamata, Candoiidae. The record is from RefSeq and is a predicted model, not a curated record.
GACAUCUCUCAUAAGAUAUAAGAGCUCUAGUGCAAAGUUCUGUAAAUAUUGCAGAAAUGGGAAAGCCACUGAGCAGGCCAGAUUGUUUACGCCAGAAUCCUCCUUGUGUAGGAAAAGGUGAUGAAGAGGAGGAUAUAAAUAUUGAGGACUGCUAUGUUCCUCAGAGGUCCAUCUACGACACAGUUCGGCUGAAUGAACAGAUUGAUUCAGGUUCCAAAGGGAGCCUCUCCUCCAGGCAUUUCUCAGAUCGGACCUUGCCAUAUAGUCAUAGAACACUGGACCUUAGUACAUUGUGCUCCAAUGGUGCCCUCUCUUCCUCCAGUGUGUUUGAACUGAGAGGACGGGAAACUAAUAAGCUAGAUGAAAAAAUGAUUUUUGAUGCCCUUAAGUUGAACAAUGAUGUCAUUCGAACAGCUGGCAUGUCCAAAGCAAAGUAUCAUACAGAAAAGAAAGAACAUAGGAGGUCCUGGAGGAUGCUUGUCCUGCCACAUUUUGCAGACUCUGCAAAUAAAAGUGAAUCUUCAGUUGCUGGAACUUUUGAAAUGGCAGGCUUAGCAGCAACAAACCAAGACAAAUACGGGGCAAAUUCUCUUACUUCAGAAGAUGAUGAUUCAGGUCUCUGCAGUCCUCAAACAGAAAGAGAAGAAAAGCAAAUUGGGCUGCCAGGACAACAAAAUCUGAUUAGAAGCCUGUCUUCCAUAGAAGACAUUCAGUUGAUAGGCAGAUUUGGAACAUUUUCCUCUCCUGUCUCUAGCAGUGAACAUAACAUCUCAAGAAGUUCUCUUGUCAAUGGACCCAACCAAGGGAAAUUACAGGAUACUUUACACAAAAAGCAUAGAGGAGGGGAUUUGCUUUGGAAUCUAGAAGGUCAUCAGGAAGGAGGAGAUGGACCUUGCAAUCCAGUGACUUCUUCACAAAAGGAUAUCUUAGCACAUGCAGAAAGGCUCCAGGAGAGUGAGAGAGAGUAUGACAUCACUGUAGACAUUGUAGACAGAAAGGAAGUGAAGGACAGCUCUGAAAUUAAUGAACCAUUAGAAAACCAUGACAGGAAGAUUGAAAAGGAUUUCUUGGACAUUUCACCUCAGGAUAUGGAUAUUUAUUAUGAAGAUGCAGCUAUACAUGUUGGUGAAGAGGAGAUAGUAAAACAUAAAAAUGUUCACAAAACAGAACACAAUAUGAUUCAUAAAGAUCCAAAUGAAAUUCAAUUUUCUGCUCAGGCUUUGGAAGUUGAGAAUACCUCAUGUCACCAAGCAAAUCCAGUGAGAACUGACUUCAGCUUCAGGGUUGCAGACAUACCUAUAGAAGAAACCUUGGAUACAGUUUACAAUGGGGUGAGGUCUAAUAAGGUAACUCAAAACAUAGAACACAUUUUUGAAUAUUGCUAUGGACUUUUCUAUUAUUUGGGCUUUGCCUCUGUGAUUGCCUUAUGA